Bolinopsis microptera is the source of this 1446-nucleotide messenger RNA. RefSeq lists its product as uncharacterized. Gene Ontology annotation, cellular component: lysosome. Gene Ontology annotation, molecular function: cysteine-type endopeptidase activity. Lineage: Eukaryota; Metazoa; Ctenophora; Tentaculata; Lobata; Bolinopsidae. The coding region runs from base 1 to 978 and encodes 325 amino acids. The transcript is spliced from 8 exons. The record is from RefSeq and is a predicted model, not a curated record.
AUGUUUGAAGAGCGGGACAAUGCUAUGAGUGGGGGAACUUGGGUAGAUUUAGAAAAGAGGCUGAAAGCAGCACCGGAUUCAUUAGAUUGGGUCACUGAGGGGAAGACUCUAAAACCACUUGAACAGGGGGACUGUGCUUCUUGUUGGGCUAUGGCCACGAUUAGUGCUGUUGAAGGUAGAUAUGCGAUAGUGACAGGGAAAUUAAAGAGAUUUUCGGUGCAGGAGUUGGUCGAUUGUACUUAUGAAUACACAGGAAGCGACACAGGGUGCAGUGGAGGCUGGUUUACUAAAUCCUACAAGUACAUGAAGACAGGAGGACACCUUACUCUUGAUGCUGACCUUCCUUACAAUGCUAAAGAUGGAACGUGCACAUCAGCCAGCCUACCCAACGGUUUCAAAGCAGCAAGUCUAACAGCCUGGAAACAGGAAAAGAACCCGACUUUCGACCAGAUGGUGGUUGCUAUACAGGAUGGCCCUGUAUCUGUUGGGGUCAAGGCCCAGGACGAUUUCUUCCAGUACGGCACAGGAAUUUACUACAAUCCGACCUGCUCAACCGACCUCAAUCACGGGCUGGUCGGUGUGGGCUACAGUCCCAGUUACAUUGUUCUGCGAAACAGCUGGGGGUACGAUUGGGGACAAGGAGGGUACGUGUAUUUCACACGGACUCAUGGCAAUGUGUGUGGACUUACCUCUUACAUGGUCUGGGGAACUCUGACUCCUAACGGCGGGACAGACGACGACCCAGCAGCCAUCCCUGAGAGUGCUAACGGAGUUUGUAGAGACCAGGAGCCGGAGCAGUGCGGGGAAUACGGACUGAUUGGGUGCUCAGAUCCGAUGACCAGUAACUUCAUGAAGACAAACUGCAGGUUUACCUGCAAGAUCUGCACUGUGCCCACAGGAGACGACGAUUGUCCUCCGGGUGAGAUAAAAUGUGGAGCGGAGUGUAAGGCGCCGUCCAUCUGUCAGCAUUCUGGAUAGAGAGUAGAGAUCUUGACAUAUCAGAGGGCAGCCGGUGGUAGUACCAGUGCCAGUACCAGUGACUCUAAUCUAGUGGAGCUACCACUGCCAUGCCACCGGUGGCACCAUUAUGAUAUCAGCUGCUCUUUAGUUUAUAUGGAAACAUGAACUUUCCUGAGCUGAGAUUAAGAAUCUAGCAGUGAUAUCUAGGACUCGAAGUCAAUAAAUUUUAAUUUAGAAUUAGAAACAUUAGUUAUAAUUAUAAUUAGCGUUGAUCGUUGAUUUGAGCUGAAAUGUUUAAUUUGGUAGUAUAUUUUGAAUAGUAUAUUUUGAAUGGAGCAGAGCCCGUCAAAAACUAUUUUGAGAUCAAGAGCUGAUUCCAAAGAGGACUCUUACUGAUUAUAAUAAGUGGGCAUAUUGUCUUAUUUUAUCAUUUGGUCACAGUACUUGAUCUUCAACUUUAAAAUUAUCACAGUUAUUACAUUUUAU